AUGUCUUUAUUUGUUGCUAAAGUUAAAAACGUUUUAAGUGGGGACUCUGUUGUUUUAGUUCCUUCAAAAACAAGCCAAUUCCCACCUCCAGAAAGACUUCUUACUUUGGAACACGUAAGACCAAUUGACGAAUUUGAAUCUAAGGAAUAUUUACGUCAAUUGUUAAUUGGUAAAGAAAUCAAAUUCAAAGUAUCAGCCAAGGCGGCUAACAGAGAAUUUGGUGAUAUUCAAGCUCCAAUUUUCAAAUCAUUGAUUGAAUAUUUAUUAUCUCAAGGUUACGUCAAAUUAAGAGAUGGUGAAAAUGCUGAAUCAAAUGACUAUAUCUACGAAUUGAGUCAAAUUGAAAACGCAGCCAAAUUGAAACAAGCUGGAUUAUGGGCCGAUAAACAUACCCCAAUCGAGAUUGUUCCAGUAACUGAAGAGAUCAUCAACAGAUCUCAAUCUAAACCAGUUAAACUUAUUGUUGAAAAAGUCAUUAGUGGUGAUAGAAUUGUUGGACGUUUGAUUUUGAACAAAAAACAACAAGCUCAAACUACUUUGUUAUUAGCUGGUUUAAAAGCACCAAGAACUGAUGAUACUACCCAACCAGCUCAUAUCACCAAAGUGGCCCAACAAGCCAAACAAUUUGUUGAAGACAAAUUAUUAACCACAAAAGCUGAAUUGACGGCUAGUAUUAUUGGAGAAAGUCAAUCAGGCGUCCCAAUUGCAAUCAUCAAUCAUUCUUCAGGUAAUAAUAUUCAUGAGAAAUUAUUAGAAUCUGGUUUUGCUGAAAUUGUUGAUUGGCAAUCUACAUUGAUUGGAUCUAGUGCCAUGAGUGGUUUGAGAAAAGCUGAACAAACCGCCAAAGCUUUGGGUAAAGGUAUCUUUGCCAAUGCCACUGUUGCUAAGAAACCAGCUGUUGCAUCAGGCUCCAAAUUGAGACCAGGUAACACCAUUGCAAAUGUUACUAUUGCCAAGGUAAUUAACGCUGAUACGUUAUUGAUUAGAUUGCCACACUCUGACGAAGAAGUAACUGUUCAAUUGGCUUCUAUCAGAGCACCAAAACCAAAUGACUCCACAGUUACUACCGAUUCUUCCAAACAACAAGCUUUGGUUUCAACUGCAAGAGAAUUUGUUAGACAACAAGUUAUUGGUAAACAAGGUAGUUUGUACGUUGAUGGAUACAGAGAAGCCAAUAAAGAUUUGGGAUUGGAAGCCAGAUUAUUGGUCAGUUUCAAGUACGGCAAUACUGAUCUUUCAGAAUUGAUUGUCACCAAUGGUUUUGGUACUGUUAUCAAACACAACAAAGCUACACAACAUGAACGUUCUAUGAACUGGGAUAAAUUAGUUGAAUUGGAAGAAGAAGCCAAAAAGACUUCAAAGAAAGGUAUUUACGGUGAUUUGAACAAAGUACUUACUGUUGGUACUAGAAUCAUCGAUGCUUCAGAAAAUUUCACCAAAGCUAAAACAUUUUUGAAUGGUUUCAAACAAAAGGGCAGAAUCAGUGGCUAUUAUGUUGAGUUCGUUCCAUCCACUUCCCGUGUUAAAUUGUUCAACCCUAAGGAAGGUAUGAAAUUGACCUUAAUUUUGGGUGGGUUGUCUAAUGAUAAACAUGACUCCUUAAACGAAGAAGGUGUUAAAUUCUUGAACAAGAAAUUUUUGCAAAGACCAGUUGAAUUUGAAAUUUAUGAUACUGAUAAAUUAGGUGGAUUCAUUGGUAACUUGUAUGCUAAUGCCAAUGCAUUGACCCCAGUUCAACAACAGUUGUUAGAACAAGGUAUUAUUAAAAUCCACGAAUAUGCAGUCAACUCCAACCCAGCUGCUGCUGCACUUAUAAAAGCAGAAGAAGAUGCCAGAGAAGCCAAAAAGGGUGUCUGGGCUAACUAUGAUCCAGCAAAAGUUGAAAAAGAGUUAGCUGAAACCACUGCUAGAUUAGAAUCAGCUAACCUUGAAGCCGCUAAACCAAAAUUCUUUGAUAUAGAAGUUGUUGACAUUGAUCCAAGCACUGGUGUUUUGUCAUUCCAUUUAUUAGAUGCCACAACUACACAAAAAUUUGCCCAAUUUAAACAAGCAUUCCAACAAUUCCACAGUCAAACUCCAAGUGCCUCACAAUCAUCCCCUGAUUUACCAGUUAAAUUAUCCAAGGGUCCAAGAAAGAAUGAAUUUGUUUCUGCCAAAUUUUCUGAUAAUGGAAAAUUCUACCGUGCUAAAGUUAUAAACUUUGAUAAAUCCUCCGGUAGAUAUGAAGUCAAACACUUGGACUUUGGUAAUGUUGAUAAAGUUCCAUUGAGUUCAUUGCGUGUUUUACCAGACAGAUUUAAUGUCACUAAUUUCCCAGUUUUUGCACACACUACAACUUUACAAAAUUUGAGAUUACCACCAUCUAAGCCAACCGAUUACUUGACUGAUGCUGUUUAUGCUUUAGAAGAUUUGGUUUACGAUAGAAAAUUGGUCAUUAGUGCCUUACCAGGUGUCUCUGCUGAAUAUGAAGGUGUUUUGUACGAUGCUGAACAAAGUUUAACUGAUUCCUCAUACACCAUCAACAAGCAAUUGGUUAAAGAAGGUUGGGGUGUCGUUGACACCAAGAUUGUUAAACCAGCUGUUAAAGAAUAUGUCAACGAAUUGAUCGCUGCCCAACGUGAAGCUAAAUCCAAACACUUGGGAUGUUGGGAAUUUGGUGAUGUUUCCUUUGAAGAAGAAAGUUUAUUGGCUUAG
This is a messenger RNA of Candida tropicalis MYA-3404, 2694 nucleotides long. RefSeq lists its product as uncharacterized. The transcript has a single exon. Gene Ontology annotation, biological process: mRNA catabolic process; regulatory ncRNA-mediated gene silencing. NCBI's taxonomy places the organism in Eukaryota, Fungi, Ascomycota, Pichiomycetes, Serinales, Debaryomycetaceae. Gene Ontology annotation, molecular function: RNA binding; nuclease activity. The record is from RefSeq and is a predicted model, not a curated record. Gene Ontology annotation, cellular component: nucleus; cytosol; RISC complex. The coding region runs from base 1 to 2694 and encodes 897 amino acids.